AUGGCUUCCCACUGGAAUCGGAUGACGGUGGUCGAGCUGCGCGCCGAGCUCAAGCAGCGGGGACUGUCGCAAGCGGGCAACAAAGCCACGCUCAUUGAGCGCCUGGUCGAGUAUGAAAAGGAGAAAGAUAUGGAAAUGGAGAAAGACAAAGAGCCCGAGAAUCAACAGCCCGCCGCUGCGCCCGAGCAGCCCGACGACGAUACGACCAGCAAUAAUGGCAAUAACCAUGUCGCGCAGGGGCCGGACCAAAGCCUCGAUGCCCACCACAACGCUAACACAGAGUCACCCUCCGCCGAUGCUGCCGCUGCUGCUGCGGCGACUGCAGAUAGCCAGCCUCUGAAAACGGCCUCCGAGCAGCUUGAUCGCUCCAAUUCGGCCGACAACAAUAAGCCUGUCGACGCCGAACUCGUUCCUGCGACCGAAAUCAUCUCUGAUGCUGCCAACCGCAAGCGUCGCUCGCGCAGCCCGCCCCCACCAGAGAACGAAUCUUCGAGAAAGAGAGCCCGCGCUGCCGAACACAACGUCAAGAGGUCUCCUGAGAGAGUUGAGGAGCCACAUAACCUCGACGAUGGUGAGAACUACAAGUACCCCCAAGAUCGCGAUCGCUCUCAGGAGCAAGAUCGGCCUCCCAACUCCCACAACGAGCCGCAGGUCGAUUAUGAUAGGGCUGUUGCGCCGGCCCAACAUCCCGCAACCUCGGCGCUCUACAUCAAGAAUUUUAUGCGUCCAUUGAGGGAGCCCGUUCUCAAGGAUUACCUCGUCGAGCUCGCCGCAUUGCCGGGUACCUCCCCCGACCCGAGCUGCAUUGUCAGCUUCUACCUCGAUCCAAUCAGGACCCAUUCCUUUGUCCAAUUCUCGACUGUCGCUGCCGCUUCACGUGUCCGAUCGGCUCUCCAUGGGACGGUCUGGCCAAACGAGAGCAAUCGAAAGGAGCUUUGGGUUGAUUUCAUCCCAGAGGGCAAAGUCGACGAGUGGGCUGCCCAUGAGAAAGAAGAGGGUGGUAGGGAUCCCUCUUGCCGCUGGGAAGUUCAUUACGAACCGGACCACAACGGUGAGGUGACUGCCAGGCUUGUCAACGCAGCUAUGGAGCAUCCUCGUCGCAAUACCAGGCAGCCGCUCGGCCCCCCCGCAGUACCGACAGGUCCUGCCAACAACUCAAGCAACCCUUAUGUCGAGGGUGCGCCUUCGGGUCCCCGUGGCCGAGGUCGUGACCGCUUCCGUCAGGGAGCUCCCCCUUCUCAGUUAGGCGCUUCCAAUGCUGCCGGCGAUCGUGGCGGCUGGAGAACCACCCGAGCCGACCCGCCUAUCCAGUAUCGUCCCGUCUCCGAAGACGUGGCGCAGCGUCGUCUUGCGAAUCUGCGUUCUCACAUCACCAAGGACCGCCAUAGAGAUUUGGGUCGCCCGGACGAGAUCAACCGCUACACCUUCGAGAAUAGCGAGACUUUUGUCGAUCGCGGCAAGGAGGCAUUUAUCGGUAUCCGCCCCCCGCAUCGAGAGCGCGAGCGCCGUCGCCUAGGCCUCGACCGCCGCAACCGCAACCGCAACCGCCGCGCGCCCUCGCCCCGCCGUUCCCGCGACGAGACUUACCGAGGAGGCGAGAACAGCCGCAAUGACUACGAGCGUGACUACGACCGUCGCGAUGACUUCGACCGCGACCGCGACAGUUCCCGGCGUGACCGUCGCGAUGUUGAUGACGUGCCCCGCUCCCGUUUUGACGGCCAGCCUUUGCCGACUUACACCGGCCCCACCAGUCGUGCCAGGCGCGGUGGGAGACGUGAUCGCUAUUAG
Molecule: messenger RNA, 1788 nt
Organism: Thermochaetoides thermophila DSM 1495
Lineage: Eukaryota; Fungi; Ascomycota; Sordariomycetes; Sordariales; Chaetomiaceae
Exons: 1
Coding region: 1-1788 (595 amino acids)
Source: RefSeq, a predicted model, not a curated record